Molecule: messenger RNA, 2199 nt
Organism: Helianthus annuus (common sunflower)
Lineage: Eukaryota; Viridiplantae; Streptophyta; Magnoliopsida; Asterales; Asteraceae
Product: jasmonoyl--L-amino acid synthetase JAR4
Exons: 5
Coding region: 277-2010 (577 amino acids)
Cellular component (GO): cytoplasm
Molecular function (GO): acid-amino acid ligase activity
Source: RefSeq, a predicted model, not a curated record
AUCCCAAAUCUGUGCUGUGUUCUUGCUAUGCACAAUUGUGAACAGUAGAAAGAUAAAAGAAUCAAAUUCACCAGACAGAUCACCUUGUCUCUCUCUUUCUCUAAGGGUUUCUCUCUCUAGAAAAAGCCCAUUUUUCCAGAUCAAGAAGAUUCCUCAAGUCAAUUCUGGGAGACCCACAAAAGUUUAACCAUUAAUCUAUCCACUCAUAGUGUGUUUCUGUGUGUUUCUUGAUCAUCAUUAUUAUCAUCAUUAUUAUCUCAAUUGGAACAAGCAAUUAUGUUAGAAAAGAUGGAAAAAGGAUUUGAUCCUGAAGAAGUGAUAGAAGAAUUUGAAGCUCUAACCAAAGAUGCUAAGAGGGUUCAAGUUGAAACUUUAAAGAGAAUCUUGAAAGAAAAUAGUGAAGCAGAAUAUUUAAAAAAAUGGGGUCUUGAUGGCAAAACUGACACUGAGAGUUACAGUACUUGUGUCCCUCUUGUCACCCACAAAGAUCUUGAGCCUUUAAUUCAACAAAUUGCUGAUGGUGCAACUCACCCUAUUCUCACAGGCAAGCCAAUCACCACUAUUACAUUAAGUUCUGGGACUACUGAAGGGAAGAGAAAGUUUGUACCUUUUAAUGAUGAAUUGACCGAAACAACUAUGCAGAUUUAUCGGACCUCAUUCGCCUACAGAAACAGGGAAUUUCCGAUUGGAAAUGGGAAAGCUUUGAGCUUUAUUUAUGGGAGUAAACAAUUUAAGACGAAAGGCGGUUUACUAGCAGGCACUGCUACGUCAAACGUAUACCGUAGUGCACAAUUCAAGAAAACCAUGAAGGAUAUGCAAACCCCGUGUUGUAGCCCGGAUGAAGUCAUUUUCGGGCCAGAUUUUCACCAAUCUUUAUACUGUCAUCUUCUUUGCGGGCUCAUUUUUCGUGACGAAAUUCAAGUUAUAUCUUCGACUUUCGCCCAUAGCAUUGUGCAUUCGUUUAGGAGCUUUGAGUUAGUCUGGGAAGAAUUAUGUUCCGACAUAAAAACCGGAACCUUAUCCACCCGAAUCACUGUUCCAACAAUUAGAACCGCAAUGGCCAAGAUAUUGAAGCCGAACGCUGAGUUAGCCUACAAGAUUCAUGAAAAAUGUUUGAGUUUGAGCAACUGGUAUGGGUUGAUCGAGGAGUUGUUCCCGAGUGUGAAAUACAUAUACGGGAUCAUGACUGGAUCGAUGGAACCUUAUUUGAAAAAGUUAAGGCAUUACGCUGGUGGAAUACCGUUGUUGAGUGCAGAUUACGGGUCUUCUGAAGGGUGGAUUGGAGCAAAUGUUAACCCGACCCGCCCACCUGAAAUGGCUACUUUUGCCGUGCUUCCCCACAUUGGGUAUUUUGAGUUCAUACCAUUGAGAGACGCCGGUCCAUUGGGCCGGAUCGAGCCUAGACCCGUGGGUUUGACAGAUGUCCACGUCGGCGAAGAGUAUGAGGUGGUUGUCACCAAUUUUGCAGGUUUGUACCGUUAUAGGCUCGGUGAUGUUGUUAAGGUUGUCGGGUUCCAUAACUCGACCCCAGAACUCCAGUUUAUUUGUAGAAAAGAUAUAAUGCCGGCAAUCAACAUAGACAAGAACACCGAGAAAGAUUUGCAGUUAUCAGUUGAAGCCGCCGCCAAGUUGUUGGCAGCCGAAAAACUCGAGGUGGUUGACUUUACAAGUCAAGUUGACCUCUCGUCGGAUCCGGGACAUUAUGUGAUCUUUUGGGAGGUAAGUGGGAACGCAAGCGAUGAAGUAUUUAAAGAGUGUUGCAAUUGUAUAGACUCAGCAUUUGUUGAUGCUGGUUAUGUAAGCUCCAGAAAGGUCCAAGCUAUUGGACCGCUGGAGCUCAAAAUUUUGAAAAGAGGGACAUUUCAAAAGAUAUUGGACCACUAUGUCGGGUUGGGGUGUACCUUGAACCAGUUCAAGAUGCCAAGAUGUGUUGGUCCGGUUAACGAUAGGGUGUUGCGGAUUUUGUGUGAUAAUGUUGUAAAGAGUUACAUUAGUAGUGCUUUUGGUUAGGGGUGUUUGGGUUUGGGAAUAAAGGUGUAUCUUUGUGUGUGUUGCACAGGGCUUCAAAUAAUGUUGUUUUGAUCAUGGUCGAAGUUCUAGCACAAUAUGUAGAAUUUCCAUACACAAAGUUACAAUGUAAUAUAUUAAAAUGUAUAUUGUUUUAAUAUAUUUUGUUAUUGAGGUAGACUCUUAUUAUUA